Drosophila hydei is the source of this 732-nucleotide messenger RNA. Its product is annotated as CD81 antigen-like. The transcript has 5 exons. The record is from RefSeq and is a predicted model, not a curated record. Gene Ontology annotation, cellular component: membrane. NCBI's taxonomy places the organism in Eukaryota, Metazoa, Arthropoda, Insecta, Diptera, Drosophilidae. Bases 8 to 679 code for a protein of 223 amino acids.
GGCAAACAUGAGAUUGAGUACAGAACUAGUUAAAUUUCUGCUGAUGUCGUUCAAUGUCUUAAGUUUGAUAUGCGGCUUAAUUCUUUCUGUAAUGGGAACCAUCAUGGUCACACAUAUCAAAGAUGUAUCUAACAUUAAGGAAAUGAUGUCCAUGAACACUGUAUCGAUCGCAACCUUAGCCAUGGGUGUGUCGGUCGUCUUAUUAUCGGUGCUGGGUUGCUGGGGUACGCUGCGCGGAAAGGUUGUUCAACUAAGGAUUUACUCGGUGAUCAUUUUAAUUUUAUUCCUAUGCCAACUGACCUUUGUCAUCUAUCUCUGGACGAAAUAUCAUGCUAUAUUAAUGGAUGUAAUUAAAUUUGUUCAAAAGGUGUUUGAACAACGAAAGACAGAUUUCAACAUUCUGCAUACAUUCGAAAGAUUCUUCAAAUGCUGCGGUGAAAAUGGCGACAACGAUUACAUUGUAAAUGAUGAAACUGUGCCCGGAUCCUGUUGCGGUCAUGCAGCUGCAAAGCCGUGUCCGAAACCUUUUCCUAUCGGUUGCAAGAACGCUGUAAAAAUCAUUUGGACAUCAUCUGCAGUCGUUAUCAAAUAUGGCGCCCUUAUACUUUCUGGAUUACUGCUCGUGAUUUCCCUAAUGGGCACUCAUUUGGCCAAUAGGAUCCGCAGCACCGAGGACUGAUAUAACGCUGUUGUAAUACAAGUAGAACUUAAGUUUCAAGUUAUUAUUAUUUU